AUGUCUAAGAAUGGGAAUGAUGGACUGUGGGGUGGGUUGACUUGGACUCCGGGACUUGCCGGUGAGAGAUCCGAGCCAGAGCAUUGGGAUACGCCUCAGGCUGAAGAGUCCACUCCAUUCCAGGAUAUGGGCUCAGCUGAAGAAUCUUUCGGGGUGCGGAAUUCUCUCCCCCGUCCUACAAUUGAAUGGUUGGAGAAGUAA
Paracoccidioides lutzii Pb01 is the source of this 201-nucleotide messenger RNA. RefSeq lists its product as hypothetical. The coding region runs from base 1 to 201 and encodes 66 amino acids. The transcript is spliced from 2 exons. The record is from RefSeq and is a predicted model, not a curated record.